Molecule: messenger RNA, 1088 nt
Organism: Camellia sinensis
Lineage: Eukaryota; Viridiplantae; Streptophyta; Magnoliopsida; Ericales; Theaceae
Source: RefSeq, a predicted model, not a curated record
AUGGCACAAACUUUGUUGAUGCCUUCAUUUUGGAAUACUGUUGUGUUUGCCCUUAAGGUCUCGGGUCCUCUUGUCAGAGUGCUUAGAUUGGUUGAUACCGAGAAGAAACCUCCCAUGGGAUACAUUUAUGAGGUAAUGGAUAGGGCAAAAGAAUGCAUUGCAAUUUCAUUUGAUCAUAAAGAAGAGAAGUAUAAUGAAAUUUUCGAAAUCAUUGACAAAAGAUGGGAUGUUCAAUUGCAUCGACCUUUACAUGCAGCUGCGCAUUUUCUUAACCCAGAAUUCUUUUACCCAAAAGUUAGAGGCAAAGAAAUACAAGAGUACCAGUGGAUUAUCGCAGUUGAUUGGUGGGCAUCAUAUGGUUCUUAUACUUCAAACUUGCAAACUUUUGCCAUAAAAGUCCUUAGCCUAACAUGUAGUUCAUCGGGUUGUGAACGAAAUUGGAGUGUAUUCGAACAUCUUCAUAGCAAGAAAAGAAAUAGAUUGGAACAACAACGUCUCAAUGAUUUAGUGUAUGUCAAAUACAAUAGAACAUUGAGAUUUAGGUAUGACAUGCGCAACACUAUUGAUCCCAUAUCUUUGCAAAAUAUUGAUGAAAGCAAUGAGUGGUUGCUUGGGAGGAUGGAUGGAGAAUCAGAUGAAGAUAAUGAGCCUGUGUUUGAUGAUGAUGAUGAUGGCUUGACGUGGGCCACUGUUGCUAGAGCUUCUGGAGUAGAAGAAAGUAGCCAUGCAAGUAGAGCAACAAGUUCACGCUCAGAGGCACAACCGAGGAUAUCUAAAUCAUCAACAUUGACUCCACUUCAAUUAAUAAAUGAAGAGGAAGCGGGCUCAGAUGACACAGAGGAGGAAGAUGUUGAGGGAUACAAAUCAACUGAUGGAGAAGAAGAUGAUAGUUUGCUUGCCAUUGAUGUUGAGGAUGAUGAUUGACUGACACCGACCUAACCUACCCUUUCUUUUGAUAUUGAUGUUUUUAAGUGUUAAGACAUAUAUUAGUAUUUGUUGGAUAUUUAUGUUUUAGAUGUUUAGUGUUUAUGUUUUUAUUUUAUUGAAUGUGGAUUAUUUGAUCUUUGAAAAUUGAAAUGUUAUGUAAU